UUUAUAGAAUAAGAAAGGGAAGAAAAAAAAACCAACAAGAAAAAGGUUGGAACUUUAUUAAAGAAAAAAGAAGGCUUUUCUGAGCCCCUAUAUAAAGUAGUGGGAAGUUGAAGGUAGGUGGACUGAGUGAUGAUAGUGCAAAUUGCUGGGUGGGGUACUACUGUUGUGUGGGUGUGAGAGUUUUGUUCUUGCUUGCUUCUUUUUCAACUUGUUGAGCAAAGUUUUAGGCUUUUACGACUGGUUUUUCAUAUUUGGGAAGAAUGAGCUACUUGGGUGUUGGUGUUAGUCCUGGGAAUGUUCCGGUGUAUCACAGCACCAAUUUAAAAGUGAUUGAUCGGAGAGUGAGGGUGGCAGAGUUGGUUUUGAGGUGUGUGAUCUGUGGUUUAGGAGUCAUUGCUGCUGCUCUUGUGGGAACUGAUACCCAGGUCAAAGAGAUCUUCACAAUCCAGAAGAAAGCUAAAUUCACUGACAUGAAAGCUCUUGUGUUUUUGGUGAUAGUCAAUGGGAUAAUUGCUGCAUACUCUCUGGUGCAAGUGCUGCGCUGUGUUGUGAGCAUGGUUAGAGGAAAUGUGCUCUUCAGCAAGCCCAUAGCUUGGAUCAUUUUCUCUGGUGAUCAGGUGAUGGCAUAUGUGAGUGUGGCUGCAGUAGGAGCUGCUGCGCAAUCUGCGGUGUUUGCCAAGUUGGGGCAGUCAGAGCUGCAAUGGAUGAAGAUAUGCAAUAUGUAUGACAAGUUCUGCAACCAAGUUGGGGAGGGAAUUGCAAGCGCUUUAUUAGUUAGUCUGAGCACUGUGGUGCUCUCUUGCAUUUCUGCUUUCAAUCUCUUCCGCUUGUAUGGUGGCAACAAGAGCAAGAGCAGCAGCGCCACCAGGUGGUAGGGGGUCUAGGUCUAGCCAGCCUUCUUCUAGGAACCACAAAGACCCCAACAAAACACCAACCACUACUUUGUAACUAAAACUAGUCACUUCUUAUGUGUGAUGAUUAGACGGACGGUGAUGAUAAAAAUGUAGGCUUUUGCUGCCUUUGAAUUCUUACAAUAAAUUGAUGAGGCCAGUAUGUUCUUGUAGAGUU
This is a messenger RNA of Prunus dulcis (almond), 1068 nucleotides long. Its product is annotated as CASP-like protein 2B1. Bases 261 to 875 code for a protein of 204 amino acids. Lineage: Eukaryota; Viridiplantae; Streptophyta; Magnoliopsida; Rosales; Rosaceae. The record is from RefSeq and is a predicted model, not a curated record. The transcript has 3 exons.